ACUACAGCAUGCUACUUCAACUUCGACCGCGACAUCAUGUUCCUCAGCUCGCGGUUCACAGCUGCCUGCAACACGGCGGAGACUUUCCGCCUCCGCGAGCUCAGCAGCUUGCUGCCCCUGCGGUUCAUCAAUCGCAUCCGCCGCCUGCUCGUCACGUACUCUGGACUCGACACGUACACGCGCAUCGGCCCCGUCAUGCGGCCCUAUGCUUCCCUCGAGGUCCUGUACAUUGGCAUGGUCGAUUGGUGGAGUAACCGCAUGGUGAAGCGGCUGGUGCGCAAGGGCAACCCCAAGACCGGGUCUGUUGCGCAGAAGAUCGCUGACGUGGUUGCGGAGACUGAGGCUGAGGAGACUGAUGACGACGAAGAGACUGAAGAGCACUUGAGCAAGAGAGUGGCAGUGAGAGAGCGCAGGAGGAUCGUGGAAGUCGAGGUCAGGCUGGAUGAGUAGUUCGCCUUGGCUUAUGGGGUAGUUGUGAACGUGGGUAUGGAGUAG
Cucurbitaria berberidis CBS 394.84 is the source of this 495-nucleotide messenger RNA. RefSeq lists its product as uncharacterized. Bases 37 to 450 code for a protein of 137 amino acids. Lineage: Eukaryota; Fungi; Ascomycota; Dothideomycetes; Pleosporales; Cucurbitariaceae. The transcript has a single exon. The record is from RefSeq and is a predicted model, not a curated record.